Messenger RNA from Paramecium tetraurelia, 1458 nucleotides. RefSeq lists its product as uncharacterized. Gene Ontology annotation, cellular component: endoplasmic reticulum membrane. The transcript has 5 exons. Gene Ontology annotation, molecular function: alpha-1,2-mannosyltransferase activity. Gene Ontology annotation, biological process: GPI anchor biosynthetic process. The record is from RefSeq and is a predicted model, not a curated record. Lineage: Eukaryota; Ciliophora; Oligohymenophorea; Peniculida; Parameciidae.
AUGAAUACCUUAUAAUUCAAGAUAAUACCAUAAGCACUUCCUUAUGCUGAUGAAAUGUGGUAAGGCCCAGAAAUAGCUCAUAAUGAUGUUUUUGGAUAUGGAUGGCUAACUUGGGAAUGGACAAGGGACAAGCCAUUGCGUGGCCCCAUUUAUCAUAGCUUAUUUAGUUUAUUGUAUUGGGUAUUGAGUAAACUGAAUUUAGAUCAUCCCUAAAUGAUUGCUUAUGGUCCCAGAAUAUUAUAGUGUGCAAUUUCAGCUAUAUAUGAUGUAUAUUUGAUCAAGUUGCUCACAUUAGAAGGAAUAAGAAAUAAAGCAUAUGUAAUUUUGGUUAAUUACACCCUUUGGUUUUCCUUGAAUUGCUUUUCAAAAACACUUAUCAACACUUUUGAAACUAUUCUCUUUACAUUAGCUUUAUAUAAUUGGGUCUAAUAUUUAUAAACUAAUCACAAUAAAAACAACUUGUUGUGUAGAUUAUUUGUUAUUCUAAAUGUUAUGGCACGUCAAUCAGCAAUAAUUCCAUGGAUAUUCAUAUGGCCUUAUCAUUUAAUAACUGCAAAAACUAAUCUAAAGGGAAGAUUCGUGAUUUUAGUAAUAAAUGGAAUCACUCUCUUACUACUAUUUUUAUUCUCUAUUUCUAUUGAUUCAUUAUAUCAUGGCAAAUUGACAUCUACCUUUUACAAUUUUUUGGAGUUUAAUUUAUUGUCAGGAAUGAGUUCAUUUUAUGGAGUGCAUGAUAGAUUAUGGUUUAUAACUUAAGGGUUACCAUAUGUACAACUUGGUUGGGUGGUCUCAUUUCUUAUUGGAAUAUAUUCUUACGCAAAAAAAGGGUUAUUCAGUGCCUAACCAUUACGAUUACUGUAUUACAUGAUGUUCACUAUUUUAAUUUUGAGUCUAUCAGCUCAUAAAGAGGAUAGGUUCUUACUUCCCUUGUUCCCUAUCAUUAUAUACUUUAUUUGUUUAGGUCUGGAAUAUCUGGAUAAAAUUAACUGGAAAAAAAUGAAAUCGGUAUUAAUAAUUUUGGCAAUCAUCUCUAACGUUUCAUUCUUUGUUCUAAUGAAUACUUAUUAAGAUGUAGGAGCCUUAAAGACUAUGGCAGUUUUAAGGUAAAGGAAUGCUACUGAAGUUUAAUUUUUCACUCAAUGUCACAGAACUCCAUUUUACAGUUUUAUUCACCAGAAUAUUUCAAUGACAUUUCCUGACUGCUCCCCUACUAAUGAUGUUUCAUCUUUAGAAACUUAUCAAUUGCAUUAAGACUCUGCUAAUUAUAUUUAAAAGAAAUUAUAAUAAUCUAAAUUGCCUUCUCACAUUGUAAUUUAUAAUUACUUGAUGAAUGAAAAUGUUCAAAAAUUAUUAGAUUAGUAUGAUAAAAUUGAAUCAAUUUACCAUUAAUAUUAUACAGAUACCUAUUUUGAGGAUUAAAAAGACAUUUAUAUACAUAUAUAUGAAUUGCACUAAUGA